This is a messenger RNA of Penicillium riverlandense, 420 nucleotides long. RefSeq names its product ubiquinol--cytochrome-c reductase subunit 7. Bases 1 to 420 code for a protein of 139 amino acids. The transcript has 4 exons. Lineage: Eukaryota; Fungi; Ascomycota; Eurotiomycetes; Eurotiales; Aspergillaceae. The record is from RefSeq and is a predicted model, not a curated record. Gene Ontology annotation, biological process: mitochondrial electron transport, ubiquinol to cytochrome c.
AUGUCUGCCCCUUCGAUCACCAACUUUAUUGUCAAGCGCCCAUGGCUCCAGCGCUGGAUGAUGCCGCUGUCCCAGUGGUACGCCGACGCUGCCGGCUACAGGAGACUCGGCCUCAAGUACGACCACCAACCCCCCAACCCGCUCCGAUGUAUACGAAGACUGGGGCAGUUCGAUGACUUGAUCCCCGAGGAGAACCUCCAUGUCCAGAACGCCAUCAAGCGCCUGCCGCCCAAGGAGGCCUACGACCGUGUCUUCCGCAUCCGCCGCGCUUUCCAGUGCUCCAUCUCCCACACCCUACUCCCUCCCAACGAGCAGACCAAGCCUGAGGAGGAUGUUGAGUACCUGAGCCCGAUCAUCCGCGAGAUCGAGAAGGAGGCGAAGGAGCGCGAGGACCUGGACACCCUUGUUGUUCGCCGGUAA